AUGAUUGAACAAAUGAAGAGAAUGGACGGGCUUCAGAGGAGCAGAUACGGGACCAUGGCUGAAGGCGGGAUAGAACAUAAGCUGUUUGCAACCUCGUCCUCAUUGAGGAUCAUCCUGGUGGGCAAAACAGGCAGCGGGAAAAGUGCCACCGGGAACAGCAUCCUCUGCCAGCCAGUGUUUGAGUCCAGGCUGGGGGCCCAGUCGGUGACCAGGGAGUGUCAGGGCGCAACGGGCACGUGGGAUGGGAGGAGCGUCCUGGUGGUGGACACGCCCCCCAUCUUUGAGGCGACGGCCCAGGACCAAGAGGCCUACGAGAACAUCGGGGACUGCUACCUGCUCUCGGCCCCGGGGCCUCACGUGCUGCUGCUGGUGACCCAGCUGGGGCGCUUCGCAGAGCAGGACGUGGUGGCCGCGACCAGGGUGAAGGAGGUCUUUGGGGCGAGAGCCCUGAGACACACGAUCGUCCUCUUCACCCACAAGGAGGACUUAGCGGACGGAUCCUUGCGUGACUACGUAGCAAACACAGACAACGUGAGGCUGAGGGGCCUGGUCCGGGAGUGCGGGCAGAGGUACUGCGCCUUCAGCAACCGGGCCUCCGGGGACGAGCAGAGGAAGCAGCUGGCCGAGCUGAUGGCCGUGGUCGAGGGGCUGGAGAGGGAGCUCCGCGGGAUAGAACAUAAGCUGUUUGCAACCUCGUCCUCAUUGAGGAUCAUCCUGGUGGGCAAAACAGGCAGCGGGAAAAGUGCCACCGGGAACAGCAUCCUCUGCCAGCCAGUGUUUGAGUCCAGGCUGGGGGCCCAGUCGGUGACCAGGGAGUGUCAGGGCGCAACGGGCACGUGGGAUGGGAGGAGCGUCCUGGUGGUGGACACGCCCCCCAUCUUUGAGGCGACGGCCCAGGACCAAGAGGCCUACGAGAACAUCGGGGACUGCUACCUGCUCUCGGCCCCGGGGCCUCACGUGCUGCUGCUGGUGACCCAGCUGGGGCGCUUCGCAGAGCAGGACGUGGUGGCCGCGACCAGGGUGAAGGAGGUCUUUGGGGCGAGAGCCCUGAGACACACGAUCGUCCUCUUCACCCACAAGGAGGACUUAGCGGACGGAUCCUUGCGUGACUACGUAGCAAACACAGACAACGUGAGGCUGAGGGGCCUGGUCCGGGAGUGCGGGCAGAGGUACUGCGCCUUCAGCAACCGGGCCUCCGGGGACGAGCAGAGGAAGCAGCUGGCCGAGCUGAUGGCCGUGGUCGAGGGGCUGGAGAGGGAGCUCCAGGGCGCCUACCUCAGCAACGACCUCUUCUUUGAUGCACAGCGGCUCCAGCAGGGCGGGGGCGACCCCCAUGGAGAAGGUCUCGUGCGCUACCUGGCCCAGGUGCGGUCGCAUGUUGCGAAGCAAAAGCACGACCUGAAAGAGGCCCAGAGAAACCGGGCCUUCAAGGCUGUCCUCCGAGUCAAAAACUGGAUCAUUUCUCACAUCAGAAUAUUUGCUGUUUUUGUUAUAUGCUUUUUGAGUUUUCUUGCCAUUUUAAUUAGCUUGUGUAGCACUCACGAAUGCUGA
Molecule: messenger RNA, 1551 nt
Organism: Lipotes vexillifer (Yangtze River dolphin)
Lineage: Eukaryota; Metazoa; Chordata; Mammalia; Artiodactyla; Lipotidae
Product: GTPase IMAP family member 5-like
Exons: 4
Coding region: 1-1551 (516 amino acids)
Molecular function (GO): GTP binding
Source: RefSeq, a predicted model, not a curated record